Molecule: messenger RNA, 870 nt
Organism: Aspergillus affinis
Lineage: Eukaryota; Fungi; Ascomycota; Eurotiomycetes; Eurotiales; Aspergillaceae
Product: putative oligosaccharyltransferase subunit ribophorin II
Exons: 4
Coding region: 1-870 (289 amino acids)
Biological process (GO): protein N-linked glycosylation
Cellular component (GO): oligosaccharyltransferase complex; membrane
Source: RefSeq, a predicted model, not a curated record
AUGCAGCUUUGGCACACUCUUCUCCAGCUCGGUCUGCUGGCUUCGACUGCAGUUCCGACCGGCGCGGCUUCUACCUGGGGAUUUACUGAUGCCACCGUGUCAGUUCACACCAAGGGCGCUGGGGUUGGUUCGGGGUCAAAGGAAGAGAUUCCCGACAACAAGGCCAUCACCAAGCCGAUCUCGCUCGGCGGUGCCGACACCCUCAAAGUCACCCUGACCACCCAGGAAGGUCGAUCCGCCAAACGCGCCCAUCAAGUGUUCCUCCUUCUGCAGGACCCGGAAACCGGCCUCGACAUUUCGUAUCCGUUCAAUGUGAAGGAGAAUGGAAAAUCGAGACUUGAGCUGGCCCAGAAAGACCUUCCCGUCCAAUUCCUUUCCGUUUCCGAGCCCAUCGACGCACGAUUCCUUGUAGGCUCAUUUGGCAGCUCUGAGGCAUACAAUGGAGCUGCAUUCCCUCUGUUGGUCACCCACGACCCCGACGUGCCCGUCCCUACGGUCGAAACCUCGAGAUACGGCAAGCUUCCCGAAAUCCAUCACAUCUUCAACAGCGACCCUCAAAGUCCGCCCGUUGUGAUUACACUUGCCUUCGUCGGCACCGUGAUUGGUGCUUUCCCUGUUCUGGCAGUUCUGUGGCUUUUCCUCGGCGCCAAUAUUAGCCAUCUCCCUACCGCUCUCAAAUCGGCCCCUCUCCCUCACGCUGUGUUCCUUGGAUCGCUUGUCUCGCUCGAGGGCAUCUUCUUCCUGUACUAUACUUCCUGGAACCUCUUCCAGAUUCUCCCCGCCGUCGCCGCGGUUGGCACGGUCGCAUUCAUCAGUGGAAGCCGCGCAUUGGGCGAGGUCCAGGGCCGACGCCUUGCAGGUCUUCGGUAA